This is a messenger RNA of Ambispora gerdemannii, 190 nucleotides long. Lineage: Eukaryota; Fungi; Glomeromycota; Glomeromycetes; Archaeosporales; Ambisporaceae. The record is from the annotation of a GenBank genome assembly.
AUGAUUUCUUCGCGGCGGGAACAUCUGUGGAGCUGGGAUUUUGGUCGACCCAGGAGAAUCAACGAAUUCAUUCAUGAAGGUAGUACCCAGCCAAUUCUGUGCGCCAUUAUGAACAUGUUUGGAGAAACAUGGACACCAGAUGAGAUUCUGCCAGGUUUCAUAUUGGAUGUUGAUCGAAGUUAUUUUGCAG